AUGACCUGCUCUCUGGGCGGAGCUGAAGAGGGCCUUGUGCAAAACAUUCAUACCAGAAUUUUCAGGCCAUCAUCCCGACCUCGAACUAAGAGUACCAGCAUCGACAUCCGGCCGAGCUGCAGUUCACAGGCCGCAGAAACCACAAGCCAACGGCCAGCUGCCGCUCUUUGCCCUGGAGGCCGCACCGCAAGCGCAGCCUCUGCGCCCUCGUCACCUGGAGCGUCAACAUCGCCGAGUCUCCAGCACAUCGUUAAGCUUGAAGUGCUGUGUCGUCACCCAAAACUCCAGCUAGGGUACAUCUCCGACUUACACGCCACCAUGAGCGUCGCAUACGAGCCUCGAUCCUUUAUUCAUGAGGGCGCCUAUCCCCCCAUAGGCGACGAGCAUGACCAUGCUGCCGAACAACGCUUCACAGACUCCGAUGUUGCCGAGCAUCUCAGCCAUUAUACCGCAGAAGCUUCCAUGCUGCCGGAUGACAGAGGCGUCAUGGGGGACGAAAGAGAUAUUCUAGCUGAUGACGAUGCUGUCGUUCAAGAAGCAGCUCAAUUAGAUCUCGAUACACCAGAGUUCUCAUCGCCACUCCAGGUUGCACUACAUGCGCCGCCGCUACCAGAUUCCAUGCACGAACACAAAGAGCUCCCACGAAUCGACAUAUCCUCUCCGUCAUCGCGAAUAAAGCCAAUCAUCAAGCCAGAGCGCGAAGUUCACAAGAAAUCGGAUGGGAAAUUUCAUUGUCCUCUAGAUGACUGUAAAGAGGAAGUUCGUGCAUUCUCGCGCAAAUGCGAAUGGAACAAGCACAUGGACAAGCACGAACGCCCUUAUCGCUGCCCGGCCGAAGGAUGUGAAAAUCUUCCUGGCUUCACAUACUCUGGUGGCCUCCUCCGACAUGAGCGAGAGGUUCAUGGCAAGCACGGCGGCCCUAAGAACACUGUCAACUGUCCGCAUCCCAACUGCAAGCGACAUACUGGCAAAGGCUUCUCUCGACAGGAGAAUCUUAAUGAGCAUCUUCGCCGAGUACAUACCAACAUGGAUACAUCGGCAUCUCCUGUUGAGGCCGCCGCCUCUCCUGACGACAAUGAAAGCGAGAAAUCUGGGACGAAGCGAAAACGCCGUCUGAGUAGCCAAGGCGGGGACGAGCUUUCUGAUCUUCGCGAGGAGAUCAAGCGCGUACGAGAGGAAAACGAGAGGCUCAAGUCCGAGGUGGACCAGCAACAGGAACACUCUCUAUCUAUGAUGGCGCAAAUCGCGGAGCUCCAAGAUGCGCUAAAUCAUAGCCUUAAUCCUCAUGGACUCGGAGCCCCCACGGCACAGAUGAUUUAG
Messenger RNA from Trichoderma gamsii, 1320 nucleotides. RefSeq lists its product as hypothetical. The record is from RefSeq and is a predicted model, not a curated record. Lineage: Eukaryota; Fungi; Ascomycota; Sordariomycetes; Hypocreales; Hypocreaceae. The coding region runs from base 1 to 1320 and encodes 439 amino acids. Gene Ontology annotation, biological process: regulation of transcription by RNA polymerase II. Gene Ontology annotation, cellular component: nucleus. The transcript has 2 exons.